Dermacentor silvarum is the source of this 927-nucleotide messenger RNA. RefSeq lists its product as uncharacterized. Lineage: Eukaryota; Metazoa; Arthropoda; Arachnida; Ixodida; Ixodidae. The record is from RefSeq and is a predicted model, not a curated record. Bases 132 to 803 code for a protein of 223 amino acids. The transcript has 5 exons.
AGAUAGCGAGAGUAGAAGCAGAUAGUGUCCCUCCCUCGCCCUCCUGAGAGCUUGGCAGUGCGAAGUUUUUUUAAGGCAGUCGUAGAAGAGACUCGGACGAAGACACGACCCAAAGGGAUAGUAGCGGCAACAUGCAGCAGUACUGCCUCAUCAUCUUUGCUGUGAUCGCCUCGGCGUCAGCUAGCACGGUGCAAGACUCCAAUGCCUAUAUGGAUUUAGUUCUUGAGCAACAUCUGCCACGUUUGGUCUUGGGAAACCACGAACUCUAUCCUGGGGCUCGGAUUCCAGACUUCCACUUCAAGAUACUGAAGACAGGGAUCACCAACCGCGAUUUGAAGGCUAACAUAUCCGACGGUUGGAUCCAUGGCUUCGACACUGGCGUCCAUCGUUUGGGCAACUGUGAACAGCCUAUUCUGCUCAGCGGAAACACUACCGUCAACUGCGUGCUCAACAUGACGGGCAUCGGGGCAACUCUGACUGCGACGACCAAGGGAGACAGCUUGGUGGGCACAAUAAAGACUAUCUGGGUCAAUGUGACGCUUAAGAAGGAAACCGUGCUGAGGGUGGCCGUCACCGCGCAGCACCCAAAGCCGGCGUCCCUGAUGACUUUCUUCAUGGAACGCCUCAAACUGAAGACCAAGUAUGACGACAAUCUGAGUCUCAACGACGAUCGCGAAGAGCAAUUCGAAGAGCUGAUCGAGGAGAAGGUCAGAGACAUACUCAUCUCUGCCAUCUACAACCCGUACAAGGCCAUGUUCGAAACAGCCGUCCAGAUGGCCACGCCAGCAUUCCCACGCGCCUGAACGAGUGGAGUUAAGCGGUUUCAUCGUGUUGGACGAAAUACGCCACGCUCUUUAUGUACUCUUUAAAUUGCCUCGUGGACUUGUUGUGAAUAAUAUGGAGGAAUAAAAGAGAAACUACUUUUAA